UCUCUCUCUCUCUCUCUCUCUCUCUCACCCUCUCACCCUCCCUCUCUCUCUUCCUCUCUCCCUCUCUCUUAGUCGCUUAGUCGGGCAGAGGAGUCACCCACCACUGUGAACCCCGACCAGGGGGAACCUGCUCCAGGCUGUAGCUGCAGGCCCCCCACAUCACCCUCCAUGGCGCCACUGGCCCUGGUGGGGUUUGUGUUCCUCUUGGGGACGCCCCCAUGCUGGGGGGCAGCCACCCCGACCCCCUCUCUGCCGCCGCCGCCCCCCACGAAUGAGAGCGACGGCAGCACGGAAGGGGGGUGCCAGGGCUCCAACCGCUGCCAGCCCGGCGUCCUGCUGCCCGUGUGGGAGCCCGACGACCCUUCGCUGGGCGACAAGGCGGCGCGGGCAGUGGUCUACUUCGUGGCCAUGGUGUACAUGUUCCUGGGCGUGUCCAUCAUCGCCGACCGCUUCAUGGCGUCCAUCGAGGUCAUCACGUCCAAGGAGAAGGAGAUCACCAUCACCAAGGCCAAUGGCGAGACGAGCGUGGGCACGGUGCGCAUCUGGAACGAGACGGUGUCCAACCUGACGCUCAUGGCGCUGGGCUCGUCGGCGCCCGAGAUCCUGCUGUCGGUCAUCGAGGUGUGCGGCCACAACUUCCAGGCGGGCGAGCUGGGCCCGGGCACCAUCGUGGGCAGCGCGGCCUUCAACAUGUUCGUGGUCAUCGCCGUGUGCAUCUACGUCAUCCCGGCCGGCGAGAGCCGCAAGAUCAAGCACCUGCGCGUCUUCUUUGUCACGGCCUCCUGGAGCAUCUUCGCCUACGUGUGGCUCUACCUCAUCCUCGCCGUCUUCUCCCCCGGGGUGGUCCAGGUGUGGGAGGCACUGCUGACCCUUGUCUUCUUCCCGGUGUGCGUGGUGUUCGCCUGGAUGGCCGACAAGAGGCUACUCUUCUACAAGUAUGUGUACAAGCGCUAUCGCACUGACCCACGCAGUGGCAUCAUCAUAGGCGCCGAGGGCGACCCCCCGAAGAGCAUCGAGCUGGAUGGCACCUUUGUGGGUGCUGCAGAUGCAGCGGUGGGAGCACCGGGCGACAUGGGCUCCCUGGGCCCAGGCCCUGCCGAUGCCCGGGAGCUGGAUGCCAGCCGCCGUGAGGUCAUCCAAAUCCUCAAGGACCUCAAACAGAAGCACCCCGACAAGGACCUGGAGCAGCUGGUGGGCAUCGCCAACUACUACGCGCUGCUGCACCAGCAAAAGAGCCGUGCCUUCUACCGCAUCCAGGCCACACGUCUCAUGACCGGUGCAGGCAAUGUGUUGCGCAGACACGCGGCUGAUGCCUCACGCCGGGCAGGUCCUACAGACGAUGCGGCCGAGGACGAGGAUGAUGGUGCCAGCCACAUCUUCUUUGAGCCCAGCCUGUACCACUGCCUGGAGAACUGUGGCUCAGUGAUGCUGUCCGUGGCCUGCCAUGGCGGGGAGGGCAACAGCACGUUCUACGUGGACUACCGCACCGAGGAUGGCUCGGCCAAGGCUGGCUCGGACUAUGAGUACAGCGAGGGCACGCUGGUGUUCAAGCCGGGCGAGACGCAGAAGGAGCUGCGCAUCGGCAUCAUCGACGACGACAUCUUCGAGGAGGACGAGCACUUCUUCGUGCGGCUGCUGAACCUGCGCGUGGGCGACGCGCAGGGCAUGUUCGAGCCCGACGGCGGCGGGCGGCCCAAGGGCCGGCUGGUGGCGCCGCUGCUGGCCACGGUCACCAUCCUGGACGACGACCACGCGGGCAUCUUCUCCUUCCAGGACCGCCUGCUGCACGUGAGCGAGUGCAUGGGCACGGUGGACGUGCGCGUGGUGCGCAGCUCGGGCGCGCGCGGCACCGUGCGCCUGCCCUACCGCACGGUGGACGGCACGGCGCGCGGGGGCGGCGUGCACUACGAGGACGCGUGCGGCGAGCUCGAGUUCGGCGACGACGAGACCAUGAAAACUCUGCAGGUGAAGAUAGUGGAUGACGAGGAAUAUGAGAAAAAAGAUAAUUUCUUCAUCGAGCUGGGCCAGCCACAGUGGCUGAAGCGAGGGAUUUCAGCCCUGCUCCUCAAUCAAGUAGACGGAGGAGACCGAAAGCUGACCGCUGAGGAAGAGGAGGCUCGCCGUAUUGCUGAGAUGGGCAAACCCAUCCUGGGGGAGAACCGGCGGCUGGAGGUCAUCAUUGAGGAGUCCUAUGACUUCAAGAACACGGUGGACAAACUCAUCAAGAAAACCAACUUGGCUUUGGUGAUUGGGACCCACUCGUGGCGGGAGCAGUUUCUAGAAGCAAUUACGGUGAGCGCAGGGGACGAGGAGGAGGAAGAGGAUGGAACCCGGGAGGAGCGGCUGCCAUCCUGCUUUGACUAUGUCAUGCACUUCCUGACGGUGUUCUGGAAGGUUCUGUUCGCCUGCGUGCCCCCCACGGAGUACUGCCAUGGUUGGGCCUGCUUCGGCGUCUGCAUCCUGGUCAUCGGCCUGCUCACAGCCCUUAUCGGGGACCUGGCCUCCCACUUCGGCUGCACAGUUGGGCUCAAGGACUCAGUCAACGCCGUGGUGUUCGUGGCGCUGGGCACUUCUAUUCCGGACACGUUCGCCAGCAAGGUGGCAGCUCUUCAGGACCAGUGUGCCGACGCAUCCAUCGGCAACGUGACGGGCUCCAACGCUGUGAACGUGUUCCUGGGCCUGGGUGUAGCCUGGUCGGUGGCCGCCGUGUACUGGGCGGUGCAGGGUCGCCCGUUCCAGGUACGCACCGGCACGCUGGCCUUCUCCGUCACGCUCUUCACCGUCUUCGCCUUCGUGGGCAUCGGGGUGCUGCUGUACCGGCGCCGGCCGCACAUUGGGGGCGAGCUGGGUGGCCCCCGUGGGCCCAAGCUCGCCACCACCGCACUCUUCCUGGGCCUCUGGUUCCUCUACAUCCUCUUCGCCAGCCUCGAAGCCUAUUGCCACAUCCGCGGUUUCUAGGGCGCUCCCCAUCCUACCAUCCCACCCCAGUGGCUUUUGGGGCCCCCACACCGCGCACAUGCGCCACAGACUCAGCCUGAGGAUGAUGAAGGUGCCCCCCCUGCAGGGGUCACAGCCUCCUUUGCUCCUGGGGACCUAGUCCCUCACCGCAACCCGAUCCUUCUGAGAGGGACCCCAUCACCCUCACCCCGCUGCUGCCUUUCCUGGCAGAUUCUGUACCACAGAGUCCCUCCCCACAGAGCCCCAUAAGGGAGAUUAUUUUAGCUCUCUCCUUAGACACCCCACCUUGCUCUGUCCUCAACCCAUCCUCCUUUUUAUUUAAUUUUUUUUGCGGUGCCAGGGAUCAAACCCAGGGCCUCCCACAUGCAAAGCAUUGCCCUCUACUGCUGAGUUACACGCCCCUUUAAGGACCUCCUGCCACGGGAGGGGGUGCAAAAUAAGGGGAAACCUCCCCGUUUCCCCCUUUAGAAUUCAGCCAUCUCCAGUGGGGUCGGAGUGGGUUUUUCAGGAGUUGAUCUACCCCUCAACUCCCCCCACGCAAUGUCCCAGGUCUCGGCCCUUCCUCCAAGCCUCAGGGAGCUGGGAUGGGGCGCUGGAAAGAGGGGUCACGCCUCUGAUCUCUCCACUCCGGCCCUUGGGGGCGACUCAGGGCUUGGAAAAGAGAGAGAAGUUUGGGGUUUCCAGCGCUGAAGGGGGGCACCAUGUGAACCUGUAACUUCUCCCAUUCCAGCGCCUCCCACUACCUCUGAGAGCCGGGCCAUGCCUUGGAGGAGGAGGGACUGUGUGUGUACACGUGUGUAUAGUGUGCUUGGGGAGGGGGGACGCGGGAGGGUGCAUGUCUUGGGGAAAAGGGGGGACCGACUUUCCUUUGACGAGGGCAGCAGACUCCCCCAGCCAUGAGACUCGACUCUGGGGAGGAAGGAGCCAGGGAGAGCAGCCGACCUCCCACGACAAUCUAGAAGGUUAAUUCAUGCCCUCAGUGCCAGCCAAUCUGGGCAGGACCCUCGAAGAGAAGCUCGAGGUGUCCCAGAGGACCAACGCUACAAGCCAGCAAAUGCUGCCACA
Messenger RNA from Suncus etruscus (white-toothed pygmy shrew), 4023 nucleotides. It is a transcript of the gene SLC8A2, whose product is annotated as solute carrier family 8 member A2. The record is from RefSeq and is a predicted model, not a curated record. The coding region runs from base 169 to 2958 and encodes 929 amino acids. The transcript is spliced from 10 exons. Gene Ontology annotation, molecular function: calcium:sodium antiporter activity. Gene Ontology annotation, cellular component: sarcolemma; axon; postsynapse. NCBI's taxonomy places the organism in Eukaryota, Metazoa, Chordata, Mammalia, Eulipotyphla, Soricidae. Gene Ontology annotation, biological process: sodium ion transmembrane transport; calcium ion import across plasma membrane; cell communication.